UUUCCCUCCCCCCAGCCGCUGAGCAGAGACCAGCUGUGUGCCCUGUGUGACCUUGGGAGGCAGUCGCCGUGCCCGAGCGUACGCGCUAACGUGGUGAACUCCGCCGGCAGUUUGGGCAGCGUGCUCGCUAAACAGCCCGACUCAGCGGAGAAACUCACACUGAUAGGAACGUUCCUAACGGAGGUCGCGGGGAAGGACGCGGUGCUGUGGGUCGUGGCGGAGGCUCUGGACGCCAUCUUUGACGUGUUCGGGGACGGGCCGCAGGUCGACGCGGUGGCGGCCAACAUCGGGCUGGUGGCGAAACUGCGACAGAUCAGCCCUGUAUUCAAGUCUAGGGUGCACAAGGAGAGGAGGAGUCUGGGAGAACACUUCCCAGUGGUGGACAAUGCAAGGGUCAACCUCACCAGGUUCAUCAAGUACAAGGAGGGCUGCUAGGGGGUCAUGGGCUUCACUAGGCAUAAAAGAAGGCUGCUAGGGGGUCCUGGCAAUCAUCAUGAUGAUAUUAUCUUGGGAACUGGGACAAUUUGGGUCUGAAAAUUUUAUUUUCAUUUGUCAUUUUAAGUUGUCACUUCAUUGAUUUAUUCUCCUAAAUGGUCUUUGUUUGAUUUUAUU
This is a messenger RNA of Branchiostoma floridae (Florida lancelet), 612 nucleotides long. RefSeq names its product HEAT repeat-containing protein 3-like. The transcript has 3 exons. The annotation marks the transcript as partial. Gene Ontology annotation, biological process: protein import into nucleus; ribosomal large subunit biogenesis. The record is from RefSeq and is a predicted model, not a curated record. NCBI's taxonomy places the organism in Eukaryota, Metazoa, Chordata, Leptocardii, Amphioxiformes, Branchiostomatidae.